This is a messenger RNA of Python bivittatus (Burmese python), 1263 nucleotides long. NCBI's taxonomy places the organism in Eukaryota, Metazoa, Chordata, Lepidosauria, Squamata, Pythonidae. The record is from RefSeq and is a predicted model, not a curated record.
GCCGCCGCCGCCGCCGCCGCCGCCGCCGCCACCAUGUUCCCCUACCCGGGUCAGCACAACCACGCGGCCGCUUUCUCGCUCGCUAGCCCCAGCCGCUACAUGGCGCACCACCCGGUCAUCGCCAAUGGAGCAUACAACAGCCUGCUCUCCAACUCCGCGGCGCCUCAAGGCUACCCGGCUGCCGGCUACCCUUACCCGCAGCAGUACGGCCACUCCUACCAGGGCUCGCCCUUCUAUCAGUUCCCCUCUGCCCAGGCGGGCCUCGUCCCCGGCAAGGCGCAGGUCUACCUAUGCAACAGGCCGCUCUGGCUGAAGUUCCACCGGCACCAGACCGAGAUGAUCAUUACCAAGCAAGGCAGGCGAAUGUUCCCUUUCUUAAGUUUUAAUAUUUCGGGUCUGGAUCCCACGGCUCACUACAAUAUUUUUGUGGACGUCAUCCUGGCCGACCCAAACCACUGGCGGUUUCAAGGCGGCAAAUGGGUGCCUUGCGGCAAAGCGGAUACCAACGUUCAAGGAAAUCGUGUCUACAUGCAUCCCGACUCGCCCAACACAGGAGCCCAUUGGAUGCGGCAGGAAAUCUCCUUCGGGAAACUGAAACUGACCAACAAUAAAGGGGCGUCCAACAACAAUGGGCAGAUGGUGGUCCUGCAGUCUCUUCACAAGUACCAGCCUCGCCUGCACGUGGUGGAGGUGAACGAGGACGGUACCGAGGACACCAGCCAGCCGGGCCGGGUGCAGACCUUCACUUUCCCGGAGACGCAGUUCAUCGCUGUCACUGCCUAUCAGAACACCGAUAUCACACAGCUGAAGAUCGAUCACAAUCCCUUCGCAAAAGGCUUCAGAGACAACUACGACACGAUCUAUACGGGCUGCGAUAUGGACCGCUUGACCCCGUCGCCCAAUGACUCUCCCCGCUCUCAGAUCGUGCCGGGCGCUCGUUAUGCGAUGGCGGCCGCCGCGGCGGGCUCCUUCCUGCAGGACCAGUUCGUCAGCAACUACGCCAAAUCCCGCGCCGAGGACUCGAAGCCCCCUAAGGACUUGUCCGACUCCAGCUGGAUCGAGACUCCCUCGUCCAUCAAGUCCAUCGACUCGACCGACUCUGGGAUUUACGAGCAGGCCAAGCGCCGGCGGCUCUCUCCGGUGGGCACCCCGGCCUCCGAGAGCUCGUCGCCCCUCAAGAGCGAGCCCACCUUGGCCGCCAGGGACUGCGACAAGACCUGCGCCAAGGACAUCGGCUACUACGGCUUCUACUCGCACAGCUAG